Messenger RNA from Dreissena polymorpha, 1839 nucleotides. RefSeq lists its product as uncharacterized. Bases 165 to 1538 code for a protein of 457 amino acids. The record is from RefSeq and is a predicted model, not a curated record. The transcript is spliced from 3 exons. NCBI's taxonomy places the organism in Eukaryota, Metazoa, Mollusca, Bivalvia, Myida, Dreissenidae.
GACUCUUCAUUGGUUUGGGUAAUUAACUUAUUAAGUGGACUGUAUAAAGCGUACUUCCUUUGUAAACGCUGCGUGUAUGAUAUCAUUAACUAACGACUCUAUAAUGUGUGUGUGUUCUAACAUUGAACAAUUCGCAGUCGGCACACAAUCCGAGGACUUUAAUAAUGAAUCAACAAGAACAAUCGGCAGUCCGGAGUGUUGAGCAAUUAAUAUUAGACAAUCUGGAUGUAAAAGAUAUCGUUCCUUUCCUGUGGCAGCAUGGGUUAGCGAGUCAAAGCGUGACAGAAGAAUUCCUGGAACUUAACGAAACAAGACGGUCUAAAUGUCAGAGGUUUCUAAAUUACAUUUUGUUUGUCGACAACAAGUGUACAUUCGAAGAUCUCCUUAGUGCUCUGAGGUUUAAAAAUGUGUAUAAUUUUAUUGCGGAUCAGUUACAGAAAGCAUUGGUUUCAAUGAUGGAUUCAAGUGAUGAUAAGCAUGAACAAAAUAUGGAUGUUAAUUCAAUAACACAGAUUAAUGAGCAGCCACGCCAUGAAAUGUUAUGUCAGAAUGUGCGUAAAAUCGAAAUAGUUACAAGGAAGAGAAUAAGUGUUGUUUCAGUGCAACUUAAACGAUUAAGUCUAAAUGCAGAAUUUGACACUAUAAGAAAGAUAGCAAGUGAUAUAAAGACAGCAUAUUAUAAAAACCGAACGAAAAGUAAUGUACAAAUCACAGGCAAAAUGUGUUUAGCGGAUAUGCAUUUUGUGUCAUUGGAAACAUUAUUUGGCAUGAGACGUGAGCAAUUUAAUAACUUAGAGGAUGCAAAUGACUUUUUAAAAGAAAUGAAUGAGUUGAUACCAUUUACCAAAGAUCCGGCUAUAAGUAGCAUGAUUUAUCUAGCAAGGCUUGGUUCAGCAGUGGCAAUGGAAACCCAAAACGCUCAUGCAGUUGACGAUGGUUUGUCAUACUUGCAAUUCGCAAAGGAACAUGCCGAACACAUUUCACCUGGUAAAGACACGGGCAUGGUGUAUUCCAUUGAGACAAAUCUCCUUUUUGAGAAAUACGAAAAAGAUCCUUCUAAUGAAAUGAAAACCAAACUGUUAAACACUAUUGACAUUGCAUUGAGUCAUUUCUCUCAAGAAAGCGAGGACGUGAAACGUGAAUUAAAAAGGCAGCUUAUGAUUAAAAUGGCGUACUGCUACCUUGGAUUAGGUAUUUUGGGAAACAGACUCGACAAUGUUGGAAUCGAAAACAGUGAUUUGGUGAAAGCAAAACAUGUAAUCGAUUUUAUUGAAACGUCGGAAAUGUGGAAUGGGAUAGAAAAGCGGCGAAAAAUGCUGUUUUAUCACAUGAAAGCAGAAUAUUAUAGACAAACCGGUAAUAUUGACUCCUCCCGCAUGUAUGCUCGACAAGCGAACCGCAUGGCAGAGAAAUAUCACUGGACUAAGGAAUUGCCAAAUACUGUCUCGUUGCUGAACGGACUUGGUUCAAAGGCCAAACCAAUUGAGACAAAGGAGGAAGACAUAUACGAGUUAUUAGAAGAAGUUAUUUCAGAUUAAACUGAAAUAUCUGUGCCUUUCUUUAUAUUUGACAUGAUACCAUUUACAAUCAGGUACCAUUUAAAUAAAGCGUCUUUAUUUAAUAGUAAUCGCUGACCAUGACACGGUACCACGAUCAACACUUAAAUAUUAUGUUCGUUCAACAAAUGUUUUACUCAUAAAAGAACGAAUAAAUGUGUGUCAAAUACUGUAAGUACGUUCCGUAUUUCAUUUACUGUUCCUGUUUGUUCUAGUUUAAUAUUAUCAACAAGAUAUACCAUCUUACGUCGUUGUAAUAAAAUACACAUACAUGAUAAGAAUG